AUGCCAGCCCCUAUACAUAUCUCAACCAACGGCUCAAAUGCCCAUCAUGCCCGUCGUCUUUCCAUUGUCGACGCUACAAAGAAAGAUCUAUCACACGGACCCACAGUAAUCAUCCCAGAUUCACCAUCAGCAGACUCUCCUACGUCCACAACCAUCGCAGAAACAAUCGCAUUAGCCAGGGAUCAUCUUGAACAUCCAGAUCCUCAAGAGCCAGCUGUUGAGUUUGACGACGACGUUAGUGAAGACUCGCAAUUGUCGAAUGUUGUCCCUGAUUAUGUCUUCGGAUUUGAUUUGGAUGGAGUGUUCUUGCGAGGUGGGAACGUGAUUCCUGAGGCGAAGGAAGCAUUAAGGAUACUUAAUGGAGAUAAUGAGGAGGGAGUUAAAGUUCCUUAUAUCUUUCUAACAAACGGUGGUGGGAAAACUGAGGCGGAAAGAUGUCUUGAUCUGAGCAGACAGCUGGAUGUUGCCGUCUCCCCGGAACAGUUUAUCUGUGGCCAUACACCUAUGAGUGAGAUGGCUACACAAUACCAUACUGUUCUUGUCGUUGGAGGGGAGGGUGAGAAGUGUAGACAUGUUGCCGAGAACUAUGGUUUCAGAGACGUUGUUACUCCCGGUGACCUCAUUAAAUGGAAACCUUCGGUGUGUCCGUUUAGAAAAUUAACAGAGGAGGAAUAUGCAAAUUCCAAGGAGAGAGAUUUCACAAAUGUCAAUAUUGAGGCGAUUUUUGUGUUUGCAGAUAGUAGGGAUUGGGCUUCUGAUGCCCAGAUCAUACUAGAAUUACUCAUGUCAAAGGAUGGAAGAAUGGGAACAGUUUCCGAAUCCCAUACAGAAGGUCCGCCAAUAUUCUUCGCCCAUAACGACGUGGUUUGGUCAACUGCAUACGAUCUCACAAGAUAUGGAAUGGGUGCACUAAGAAUCAUGAUUGAAGCCCUAUACAAAGCUUCAACAGGGAAAACUAUUGAUGUCACAACAUACGGCAAACCGAGCAAGGCCACUUUUGAUUAUGCCACAAGAGUAUUACAGCAAUGGCGUAACGACUUGUUUAACGAUCCCACACCGCCCAGAACCGUAUAUUUCGUCGGAGAUACGCCGGAAUCUGAUAUCAGAGGGUCGAAUGAGUACGAUGAGCACUCCGAAUCCGAUUGGUAUAGUAUCCUGGUAGAAACGGGAGUAUAUGAACCGGGAACCGAGCCUAGGUAUAAGCCGAAGAAGACCGUCAAGAAUGUCUUGGAGGCUGUCAAAUUUGGUAUGGAAAGGGAACGACGAAAAAUGAAGGAGUGA
Molecule: messenger RNA, 1281 nt
Organism: Orbilia oligospora ATCC 24927
Lineage: Eukaryota; Fungi; Ascomycota; Orbiliomycetes; Orbiliales; Orbiliaceae
Exons: 5
Coding region: 1-1281 (426 amino acids)
Biological process (GO): glycerophospholipid biosynthetic process
Cellular component (GO): mitochondrion
Source: RefSeq, a predicted model, not a curated record